Sodiomyces alkalinus F11 is the source of this 1212-nucleotide messenger RNA. RefSeq lists its product as hypothetical. The record is from RefSeq and is a predicted model, not a curated record. Bases 1 to 1212 code for a protein of 403 amino acids. Lineage: Eukaryota; Fungi; Ascomycota; Sordariomycetes; Glomerellales; Plectosphaerellaceae. The transcript is spliced from 6 exons.
AUGCCUCGAGGGAGAGAGUACACGUCUGUGCAGAUCCGCUUCAUUCUCGCGGCAGUUCUGAGAAAGGAGUCGGUCAAUUCCAUUAUAUCAAGCUACCACGAGAGGUUUCAGAAGACCCUGAGACCUCAACAGAUUCGCUAUGUCCGGAUCAAGUAUGGCAACGAUCCAGUCUUGAACACCUGCUUGGUCAAUCAAGUCGUCAAGACGAGGAAAUACCCAACGGUCUCCAGAGGACAUUCUUUCGUUAAGACACGGGACGGUGGUACAAAAGAGCAGCUCAAACCGAGUGCCAGGACAGCUUCAACUCAGCUAGGGGCUACUCCGCCAUCGCCACGUCAAGUCAGCACUGUACCCUCUGUCCCAGACCCAGCAGUUUCCCCCAUACUGCCCCUCGUCCAGAACUAUCAGAGCAAAGUUCAUAUCCCCUUGGAUCAGGCGUCGAUGUUCACCUUUCCCUGCCCACAACUUUUUCAACCACCCCCGGCACUUCAAACAAGCGAGAUAAGAUGGGCAACGCAGCAACAAUUCAGCAAGGGUGACUACCCCUGUUCAGACAGCUCUCAACCCCUAGGCCACACUAUUGCGUUCUGCCACCGACAGCAAAGUAAACCAUCUUCCGGCGUUGCUGCCACCGUGGACAAUACCUUCAGCGGGUUGUUCAGCCUUGGGCUCUCUGAGAAGUCGACGUCGCAGAAUAACUCAAGCCCUAGCUGCACCUUGCAGUCCUGGGGUGACAACGAUACGAACAGCGGCCAUGGUGCCACGUACAACGACUACGGUACUUCUUCUCAGAGAAUGGCUCAAGAGUCGAACAUCCCUGGCUAUUCUGCCUCUACACAAAGGCAACCAUGGGAUCUCCCCGGAACACCAUCGGCCUACAACACGGCAUUGCUUCCUCGCAAAGACAACGCAACUCCACAGUAUUACGACAAUAUCACCAACAAUCAACAAGAUAUACCCCUGGAUCCCGAACUCCUCCCGGGGGGCCAGUACUUCACGGAUCAAGAGGACACUCCGGCCGGGCCAUGGAACCAAACCAAGAGCGACAUAGACUUUGCUUCCAUAGACUGGAGCGCGCUUCUCAACGCGCAACCGCAGGCCACCACAGCCCCAACUCAAGAUCGCUCUGCAGAGGUUGCUCUUGCUACGUUCGAAGAGAUGGAGACCACGUACCAGCCGUCAAAAUUACCGAGAAACAACAUUUUUAAGUGA